UGCCUGGGCGGGGAGGGUUUGCGCCGCUGCCCCGGGGGGGUUCGGAGUGUCCCCUCGGCGCGGGUGAGGUGGCGGAGCUCUGGGCCGGGCUGUCCCCAGGCGCCGGCGGGGCACGAAGGCUCCGGGCGGGCUCCGGGGCGCCUCGGCCGGUUUCUACAAGGGGAUCCUUCAGGAAUCGUGCUGCGGAUGCGACCACAAUGCCUGUUGCUUCUGCUUUCUGAACACUUUGCUAUUGCUGGGAGAGUUAAGGACUCCAUGCCGUUGAGAGGACUUUAAAUAGACGCGGCUCCUUAGAAACUUUAAAGGUCUGAAGAAAUCACAGAUGAUGGCUUCUGAUGCUAGUCAUAUGCUGGAAGCAGCUUUGGAGCAGAUGGAUGACAUCAUUGCAGGUACAAAGUCAGCUACAGAGUAUGCUAAUGGUGCUUAUGAUAUUGUGUCACCUGCUCCAUCAGUAUACUUGGGCACAUUUCAAAUUUUGCAUCUCCUGGAAGAUCUAAAGAUGGCAUUGGAAAUGCUAGAGGAUCCUCAAGAGAAAGAAGCAUUGCGAAAUCAAAUUCCGGGGGCCACAGCAGUGUGUCUACGGGAGUGGUUUGAAGAGAAUCUGUCACAGGUGAAUCAUCAUUCAUCUAAUAAUGAAACUUAUCAAGAAAGAUUGGCACGAUUAGAAGGUGAUAAAGAGUCGCUCAUACUGCAGGUGAGUGUUCUUACAGACCAGGUGGAAGCUCAAGGAGAGAAAAUCCGGGACUUGGAAAUCUGUCUGGAGGGGCAUCAGUUGAAACUGAAUGCUACAGAAGAAAUGCUUCAACAGGAGUUGCUAAGUCGAACAUCACUAGAGACUCAGAAAUUAGAUCUAAUGGCUGAAGUUUCAGACCUGAAGAUUAAGCUGGUCGGUAUGGAAAAGGAACAGAGUGAAUAUGAAGAGAAACAGAACAAAGCUGAGGGUUUGCUACAGGAACUUAGACACCUCAAAAUUAAAGUGGAAGAACUGGAAAAUGAAAGAAAUCAAUACGAGUGGAAAUUAAAAGCAACUAAAGCUGAGAUAGCCCAGCUUCAAGAGCAAUUAGCUCUCAAAGAUGCAGAAAUAGAACGCUUACAAAGUCAGCUCGCUAGGACCUCGUCACAUAGUGAAGUGGCAGAAAGAGAGGAAGUUUAUAGGAGAAGGCUAAAAGAAAAACAUCAAGAAGUUCAACGGUUGAAGAUAGGAAUGGAAUCAUUAUUGGCUGCAAAUGAAGAAAAGGACCGUCGAAUAGAGGAGUUAACACUAUUGCUCAGCCAGUACAGGAGAGUCAAAGAGAUAAUGAUUGCAGCUCACGGUCUUGUACGGCAGAACGGAAACUUGUAUUUAACACACAAGAAUAGCGAACAAGAGUCAGGCUCUUCCAUCUCUGGUGGCAGUGAAGAGGAACUUGAGACGACUUUAAGGAAGUGGAAUCUUCUGAGUAAUCCUCAAGGAGAAAUAUUUAAAACAGAGGCCUCUUCAGGAGAACUGUCACCAGCUGUGCUCUCUCCAGUGCCACACAAAGCCAUGGAAAUCAGUGGAAGCAUUCCAGCAUCUUCGAGUCAUUUAACCUCUCCACAAGAAGAAUCUUUGGAUAUCGUAAAUAGGGUACCACAGAAAAAAAAGUCAAGUAGUUUAGAAGACUUGCAGAGUGAAUCCCUGGAAAAGCAUGUAGAAGGAAAACCAGUGCAGCCUGUUGUAGAACAAGAGAGUAAGCCACUUGCGAAAGGCAGCAAGUACCAAACCUUGCCAGGAAAGCUGCCUCGACCCUUACAGAACGGAGAGCAGGGAACGUAUAAUUCGCCAAAUGGGUGUGGAAUGAAUGAGAAUGAGGACAACGGCAUCGCGGGCCUAAAUCGCGUCAGGAGUGUCAGUGCACCAGUGCUAGGAGAAACAGAGAAUGUGGAUGGUACGGUAGUCUCGGAUGACCUUUCACCUCUUUCUUCGGGAACGGAUUCAGGUCCACAAUCUCCAUUGUCUCCAGAAAACAGGAAGAGUCCAAAAGGGAUCAAGAAAAUCUGGGGAAAAAUAAGAAGAACUCAGUCAGGUAACUUCCCCGCAGACGAUCUGGGUUUGGCAGAGUUUCGAAGAGGUGGUCUCCGUGCAACAGCUGGCCCUCGGUUAGCCAGAACAAAGGAAACUAAAGGCCAGAAAAGCGACUACAAUGCUCCGUUUGCUCAGUGGAGCACUGAAAGAGUUUGUAACUGGCUUGAGGACUUUGGUCUUGGUCAGUAUGUCAUUUUUGCGCGGCAGUGGGUGACUUCAGGCCAUACACUGUUAACUGCGACACCUCAGGACAUGGAAAAGGAAAUGGGAAUAAAGCAUCCACUGCACAGGAAGAAAUUAGUUUUGGCCAUAAAAUCAAUAAAUGCAAAACAAGAGGAGAAGUCUGCACAACUCGAUCAUAUCUGGGUGACACGAUGGCUUGAUGAUAUUGGUUUACCUCAGUACAAAGACCAGUUUCAUGAAUCCAGAGUUGAUGGGAGAAUGUUGCAGUAUUUAACUGUGAAUGACCUUCUCUUUCUGAAAGUCACCAGUCAGCUGCAUCAUCUGAGUAUUAAAUGUGCCAUUCACGUGCUGCACGUCAACAGUUUCAACCCCCACUGCCUACGCAGGAGACCAGCUGAGGAGAAUAAUGUUUCGCCUUCUGAAGUAGUUCAGUGGUCCAAUCACAGGGUGAUGGAAUGGCUCAGAUCAGUCGAUCUGGCAGAAUAUGCACCAAACCUUCGAGGAAGCGGAGUGCACGGUGGCCUGAUUAUUCUCGAACCUCGCUUCAAUGGUGACACACUAGCAAUGCUGCUGAAUAUUCCGCCUCAAAAGACCCUGCUGCGACGCCACCUAACAACCAAUUUUAAUGUAUUAAUUGGACCAGAGGCACAACAAGAAAAAAGAGAAAUAACAGAGUCAACAGCAUACACACCUCUGACCACCACUGCCAAAGUUCGGCCAAAGAAACUUGGAUUUUCACAUUUUGGAAACUUAAGAAAAAAGAAGUUUGAUGAAUCAACAGACUACAUUUGUCCUAUGGAUACAAACCCUGCUGCUGCGAAUGGUACUCAGAAAAACUAUGGUGGAUACAAAGGACUUAGUCCAUUCACUGACAGGGAACUGGAUCAGAUGGAACAUUCAGAAGGAACAGUAAUGCAAAUAGGGGCUCUUUCCCAAGGCAUAAGCCAUCUUACGGUAUGUACUAAUUUCACUCUUGUUUUAAAGUCACAAACGUAUUCUGCUAGGAUUUGGGGAAAGUUGGUCAUUGCUGGUGGUAGUUAAGAGUAACUGUGUCACUAGUCUUGUUAAAUACCUCUUUGCAGCAUGGUUGCACAUUCACAGUCCAAAAAAAUCCCCUGUUUUUAAAUUGCACUAGAAAUUAAGUUUCAUUUAGGCCUAUUUUAAGUUUUCGUGAACUCUGCUAUCCCUUUGACCCGAUGACAGAUAUUCAUCCACUUAAAUGAAAACAAUUUUUCAAAGAUUUGGCAAGUAACCACCAUCAAAUGCCUCAGUCACAGCAAAGUCUAGCAAAGAGAUACAGACUUGAAAAUUUACAUGAGCUAAAAGUCCAUGGAAAACAAACAAAAAAAAUCACUGUGUUAAUUCCUGACUCCAUAGCAGCUAAUUUAAAAAAAAGAAGGUUAACUGAAAGGUAUAAUGAAGAAUUACAUAACUUAAUUGAGUCACAUGCCAGACACAAAAUCUGUCAAGAGUUUUCUCAAGCAAAUAGUUUAUUCAAAGCUGCAUUCAAGGAAUUCCUUUUAAUUUUCUGUGGCUCUAACCCCCUCUGUUGUGAAAGUGAUCUCAUUACAGUUGGAUUUCUUUAACUAUAGGCCUCUAACUGACUAUGCUUACUUGUUCACAUCUUGUUUUUUCAGACGAUGUUAAGCCAAGAUGAAAUGCUGAACGACAGCAGGUUUUUAACACCUACCUUUGAAGACUGGAGAUGAUGUUUCAACCCGACCAAGAACACUUAAUACCUCACGCCUGGCCAGAGGGGUGGCCAGGAGAAGCUUGAUGGUGUGGUGCAGAAAAGCUUUACCUCUUUUCUGCCAAUGAGACUUGCCAGAUAGCAUUUAAUGUUGUCAGUGUAGCAACAUAUAACAGGUAACUCUCCUCUGCGCUGUUUUCCAUAUUUUGUAAUGUCAAAUAGGUGUUGAGAGACAAGCAGUACUCUCAUAUCCAGUGUCUGGAAAGCCAAGACUGGCAACAAAUUUUACCCUUUUAUUCAGUCGUCUUUUUCAUGGUAUGUUCAUGUACUGUUAUAUGAAAGAUAUUUUGUAAUUUUUUAUUUUUUAUAAUUAACUAGUAAUGCAGGAAGCAUUAAUAUUCUGUAGUACCAUGUGGACUAAUCAGAGCCUCCUAGAAAUGCAGAUGGAUGCUGCGGUGGUAAUAGCUCGCUCGCUACUGCUGCAGUCUUGCCAGAGACUGUUUCCUGUAAAAGGAUUUUAAUCUCUCAUCCCUUUCAUUAGCACACGUCCUGCCCUCUUUUUUUCUAAGUGCAGUGUAGAAUGGGAAAAACGGAACAUAAUAGUGUCCGUCAAGCCCUUACUUUUAUCAGGAGGAAGACAAUCGAGAUGACAUGGUCGCAAAUUUUUACCUAACUCAAAAAGGUGCUGAACAACUGCAGCAGGAAAUGUAACUUUGAGACUACCCGAAAAACUGAUGGACUCAAAUGCUGGUGCUUCAUUUAAAGUGAUAUUUUAAUGAUUGCGUGAUUUUUACGUGCGCACCAAGAUACUCGCAAUGAAGGCGCAAUCACAACACUUAACUAGUAGGGUAAGUGCAACAGAAUUUCCAGCAUGAUCCAUUGUUUUGUUUUAAAUGACAGUUCUUUAACUAGAACUAUUGAACAGGCUCUUUCUGUACACUGAUGUUUUGCCUAAAAUGGCUAGUACUGACCCACACGUGCAAGCACCAGGAUGCUCAUAAGCCUUCUAAACAGUCAAAAUGGCUCAAAGUUUUCUGAGCCCUGUACCUGGUUGGUCUGAAACAUAGCACACGCUCUCUGGAAGACAGCCAUGGUAAUAAUUCUUUCCCUAGUUACACCUAGUUAAACAUAUGGCUGCAAACAGCCCUGAGGACUGCAGUAUAGAAACACUUUUGUAACAUUUGCAUGAGAACUGGUGAUGUUGUAAACAAUAUUGCUGUUCACUUUAAGUUCUCCUUUCAUUCUAGCUACAGGUAGAUUUUCACAGAAUACUUUAUUUAGCAACAGGAAACAAACAUUACUGCUCUGAUGUGUAAAAUGUGACUAAGGAGCAUCAGGCAAGUACCAUAAUAAAACACGUUUUUCUUUUUUUAAAACAUCUGACAAAAUAGACCUGUUGCUAUUCUACUGAGCUAGGCAGCACUGUAACAGAGGGAAAUAUGGACUCUUACUACUUUGUUGAGGGGCUUUUUAAGGGUAAAAGCAGCAAUUACUGUUACCUCUGUUGACAUAUGCCUCUCAUGUUUUAAUAAGGUAAGGUAUUAACAAUAUAUCUUAGUAAAUAGGAAAAUGGCAAGAAAUGGAAAAGAAAUGCUCAAUUGCGAGGAAAAGACUUAGUAUGUAUAUGGAUGGUUUGCAUUACUCUCUCCUUGCUGGCGGCAGGGUGUUGGCUUACAUAUAUUAACAUAGCCUGAGGGCAGGUCAUUCCCAGCCACAACCCUCCCAAACAAAGGAGAGAUCUCAGGUACUGUCCAGAGCACGCAGCAAGGGCUCUUCGAGGGCUAUCAGUGGCACUUUUUAAAGGUGAUCUAUUCUAGUCCUUACUCCAUGAGGGACCCUGCACGACAUGGUCAGAUUUUAGAAGACAAACACAUGAUUUUAAUGUCCAAAAAUGGUAAAACCAAGGCAAUUUUGUUUCAGUCACUGAACAAUGAAAUAAUAAUGGAAAACCCAAAGGAAUGAGAAGUCAAUCUACGCAUCAGCAAACUAAAAAUACUUAAUUAAUUAAAAGGUAUAAAGCAUACCAGUCAAGUACAUCUAUAAUCUGGCAAUGCAAUCAACACUAGUGACCAGGUCCUGUACUAUGGGCAUUUGAAAUAGUUUGUUAGGUUAAUUAGCCAGCAGACUUAUUACAGUACUACAACUAGGAUAAGCUGCUCUAACAGAGGCAGCCUUAAUAUGACUGGGAUAUUCUGAGCAGAUUUUCAGAUUUCUUUUGAUGAUGUAUUUAUAACUCAGUGUGUUGUGCAAACUUGGCUGUGAAUAGUCAAUCUCCAAAAUUACUGAUUUUUUUAAAAAAUAUAUAUAGUAAGAAAUCCUAAUUAGUGUUAUACGGCAUAAAUGCUUAUUUUUUUGACUGUUAUGAAUAAAUUCUGAAUGUUCCUCCAUCUCUUGCUGACUGAGUGAUUCUAACACAAAUAUAUGUGAUUGAUCUCUCAUCAGGGACAUAAUCACAGUCUGAAUCCCCAAGAUAUGUUUGCAUUAUUGCUACAAAUGUAAUUUAAGUACAAAACCCAUGUCAAUUUUUACCUAGUAAAUUCCUUUAGUUUUGCGUUAGUUGAAUAAAAAAUAUUUAGUAAACAUAUUCAUUAGCAUUUGAAGAAACAAGUCUUUUGGCUCAGGGAUUUGUCAGAGCCUAAAACGAAUGUAGUAUAAAGUAAUUCCUGGAAACGAGCAUGCAGUACUUCAGGCACUGAAGACUGAGAAUUAAAUGCUGUGUGGUAACAUCACAGAGAUGAGGCAUUAGCUGAGUUUAAGAUCCACUCAGCAUAGCUUACAAUAGGAAGUAAGAACCCAUGUUUUCUCAUAAGCAAAGGAAAUUUGUGAAACUGCCAAAAGAGCAAGGUCUACGCUUAGAGGAUGACAUUCAGAUGAUGUAACAUCACUGGAUAUUUACAUCUGUAUAUGCAGCCCAGAGCUUCUGUAUACAGUGGGCAGUCAUAGUUUAGCUAAGCUUGUUAGAAGACAGUACGAAGUUAUGUAAUCCUCCCAAAUAAAUUUCACACUAAUGAAAAUAUCUGUUACAGUAAUAAGCAAUUUGCAUGUUACCCAAAUUCUGUUCACUUUUUCAAUAGCAUACUUAGACUUCUUAGUCCCUGGUAAAGGGCUGUAAAAUAAAAACCAAAACCACCUAACAAACUGUUCUUUGUAUUCUCCUUCCCCCAGGAUGCACUACAUUAAUUACCUAUAGAGCACAGUCAAAUAAUGCUAGUCCAGUUUUACAGCCCUCUCCCAAAUUCCAUACUUAUGUUAAAAAACAAGUGGUUUCAUCUCUGUCCUACCUCUCCAAUUACACUUAAUUUAUUUUCUCAGAAUUGACAUUUCGUACUAACUUAUGAGGUUAGACUAAGUUACUUCCACACAAUUCAAGAUGAUCUCUCAACAUCUUAGUAUUAAAAUGUGCAAAGGUAAUUACAUUAUACAGUUA
Chroicocephalus ridibundus (black-headed gull) is the source of this 7344-nucleotide messenger RNA. It is a transcript of the gene PPFIBP2, whose product is annotated as PPFIA binding protein 2. Gene Ontology annotation, biological process: neuromuscular junction development. Gene Ontology annotation, molecular function: protein binding. Gene Ontology annotation, cellular component: presynaptic active zone. NCBI's taxonomy places the organism in Eukaryota, Metazoa, Chordata, Aves, Charadriiformes, Laridae. The transcript has 29 exons. The coding region runs from base 323 to 3268 and encodes 981 amino acids. The record is from RefSeq and is a predicted model, not a curated record.